UCGCUUUUCAGCGACGCACUCCGUUGGGAGAUAGGUUAGGUUGUACCUGUCUUGUACGUUCUCACAGGUAGUGCUGGGUUUUUAAUUCUGCCCGGGCCGGUAGCGGUGAGUGAAACCGUUAGUGUGAAAAAGCUGCGGUGGAGAGUGAUAAAGCCAUCAUAAAAAUGGGCAAGAAGAGCAGAGUAAAAACCCAGAAGUCGGGGAGUGGAGCUGCAGCUGCAGUCUCGCCAAAAGAAAUAAUGAAUCUGAUUACGGAGUUAUUGCAAAAGUGCAGUAACCCAAACUCCAUUCCUGGGAGAGAGUGGGAAGAGUACAUUCAAAUCCGGAAUCUUGUUGAAAAAAUUCGCAAAAAACAAAAAGGUUUAUCUGUUGUAUUUGAUGGGGAAAGAAAAGAUUAUUUACCUGAGCUAAUGGAAUGGGCCAGAGAGAACGGCGCAUCAGCAGAAGGGUUUCAAUUGGCAGAGUAUCCAGAAGAGGGAUUUGGACUGAAAGCUACAAGAGAAAUAAAAGCGGAAGAAUUAUUCCUUUGGGUUCCUAGGAAGAUGUUGAUGACUGUCGAGUCUGCUAAAAAUUCUGUAUUAGGACCUCUUUACACACAAGACAGAAUUUUACAAGCCAUGGGAAAUAUUACUUUGGCUUUUCACCUCCUGUGUGAGCGAGUGGAUCCCAAUUCUUUCUGGUUACCAUACAUCAAAACCCUCCCGAGCGAAUAUGAUACGCCUUUGUAUUUUGAAGAGAAUGAAAUACAAUAUCUUCAGUCAACCCAAGCCAUUCAUGAUGUCUUCAGCCAGUAUAAAAACACGGCGCGACAGUAUGCUUACUUCUACAAAGUUAUUCAGAACCAUCCCAGCGCCAACAAGCUGAAUCUGAAGGAGUCUUUCACUUUUGACGAUUACAGAUGGGCAGUUUCUUCUGUUAUGACUAGACAGAAUCAGAUCCCAACAGAAGAUGGGUCGCGGGUUACACUUGCUUUAAUCCCCCUGUGGGAUAUGUGUAAUCACACCAACGGACUGAUAACUACUGGAUACAAUUUAGAAGAUGACCGCUGCGAGUGUGUAGCAUUGCAGGACUUUAAGGAAGGAGAACAGAUUUACAUUUUUUAUGGCACCCGAUCAAAUGCUGAGUUUGUGAUCCAUAACGGCUUCUUCUUUGAAAAUAACUUGCAUGACCGAGUGAAAAUAAAGCUGGGCGUCAGUAAGAGCGACAGGCUGUAUGCCAUGAAGGCCGAAGUCCUAGCCCGGGCUGGCAUCCCAACGUCUAGUGUGUUUGCAAUACAUGUCACAGAACCUCCAAUUUCUGCACAACUUCUGGCUUUCUUGCGGGUGUUUUGUAUGACCGAAGAGGAACUUAAGGAACAUCUGAUAGGAGAUCAAGCAAUUGAUAAAAUUUUCACUCUUGGAAAUUCAGAAUUUCCUGUAAGCUGGGAAAACGAGAUAAAACUUUGGACAUUCCUUGAGACCAGAGCAUCUCUUCUGCUAAAAACGUAUAAAACUACUGUUGAGGAUGAUAAACUUCUGUUUGAGCAAGAGGACCUCACAUUUCAUUCAACAAUGGCUGUAAAACUACGACUUGUUGAAAAGGAGAUCUUGGAAAAGGCAGUCAGAAUUGCAUCCCAGAACAGAAAAAUGUACAACACAUUUUUGGAGAAAGGUGCGCCACUCCCAAAAUAUGAGGAAAGCAACUUAGCUUUGCUGGAAAACACAGUAGGAGAUUCCAAAUUCCCUCUCAUUAUAAAAAACGAAGAGGACAACGAACUAGACGGUGAACUUAAACAAAUUCAAGAAGCCAUUGCAAUCACUGAGAUAACUGAAAAUGGAUAUGUAAAUGGCAAAGACUCUCUCGUGACCAAAUCCGAAAUAGAGAAUACUCUUACAGAUGAAAACAGAAAAGGAAUAGAAAAUGCCAAAGAUAUUUCUUCAGAAAACACUGAUGAGGCAAAAGUACAAUCAUGAAAUGUUUGACUUUAGAAUAAGAUUAAACAAUCAGAAGUUUA
This is a messenger RNA of Bombina bombina (fire-bellied toad), 1993 nucleotides long. It is a transcript of the gene SETD3, whose product is annotated as SET domain containing 3, actin histidine methyltransferase. The transcript is spliced from 13 exons. The record is from RefSeq and is a predicted model, not a curated record. Bases 165 to 1952 code for a protein of 595 amino acids. Gene Ontology annotation, biological process: positive regulation of transcription by RNA polymerase II; peptidyl-lysine dimethylation; actin modification. NCBI's taxonomy places the organism in Eukaryota, Metazoa, Chordata, Amphibia, Anura, Bombinatoridae. Gene Ontology annotation, molecular function: transcription coactivator activity; protein-L-histidine N-tele-methyltransferase activity; histone H3K36 methyltransferase activity.